Messenger RNA from Stylophora pistillata, 3765 nucleotides. RefSeq lists its product as uncharacterized. NCBI's taxonomy places the organism in Eukaryota, Metazoa, Cnidaria, Anthozoa, Scleractinia, Pocilloporidae. The record is from RefSeq and is a predicted model, not a curated record.
UCUAAUUUUUUAUAUCAAAGAUUUUGUGAUUUGAGUCUUUAAUCUUUGUUAUUUUAUCCACUUCCCAAAAGUUCUUCAGGUACUUGUUGACGGGGAUGUUAUCUGCACACCAGAUGCAGUGGAAUCACUGGUUUCAAUGCUAACAUUUAUGACUGCAAUAUGUGAAAAGUUUCCCCCAGGCAAGGCAAAGUUGGUUUCAAUUGUUCCAGCCUUAAUUUGUGAUAUAAUUGCAAAAGAGACAAAAAGCAUUGAUUUGAGUAUUGAGGCUGUAAAGCUAUCAAAUAUGAUUCUUGCAGAUGAAGCUAAUCAUGACUUGGAUCAAACUGAUGCUGUGUACCUGGCUUCCAAAGAAUUAGAGGGUAAUAUGGAAUGUCUGCUUGUUGGUGCUGGAGAUUUUGAACUACAAGCAGGAAUGGUGGAAGUUAUUGUUCGUCUCCUUUCAUGUGCCAAAAGACUUUCACAGGCUCCACAGUGCUUUACCAAUAAAUCUGUUUCUCAGGCUUUCAGAGAUAUCAGCUUGGAAGAUUUUGAGGCAGGUUGUAGGCACUUUCUUAACACUUUAAAUGAGAGUCAAAAGGAAAAGCAAAGUGUGACCUCAAUUCCUUGUUAUUCAGCUUACUUUGGAACACUAGAGGUUUACCAGCCAAACUAUGAGAAAAUAAAGGAGUUUUGGAUAGAUUUUAACUAUGGCAGUGAGUCCAUCACACUUUUUGUUGAGGAGCUAGACAAAGAUGGCAAUUACAAGGAAAGUAGCUCAUGGGAGACAGUGCUCAUUAAGGCAGCAGAUGUUGAGGACUACCGUAUCAAAGAUUUAGAAACAAAGAAAGAUGAGGUUGCCCUUCUUUUAAAGCUAAAGCAUGCUGCAUCUGACCUUGUUUCCUUUGGACCUCAAUUUGACAAUCAGUUUGUCAAGUUUUCUUUUAGUGGAAUUUUUGCUAACCUUCUGACAUCUGUAGUACAAAAAAUAAUGGGAAGACCAAAAUUUCCACCCAGUAGUGACUCAGAUGUAAGCUUGACUCCUUCAACAAAAGCCUCAGUAGCCAUUGAUCCUGUGUGCAUUAAAAGCACAAAAACCGAGGUGACAUAUGUUUUGCCCAUCAUGCCCACAGCAACUGUGAUGUCGCAGGAACAAAGAAGAAGUGAUAGUUCAACUGAUCUCGAUAUGAGUAAGGACAAUUCUUUGGAGAAAUCCUUACCAACAGCUUUCAAAGUAAGCAAGAGAUUAAAAGCCAGUAAAAGAAAGGGAAGGACCUUGUCAAAUGGUGCAAAGAACUACGAGGGUAUUAGAGAAAAAGUUUUCUCUACCAGACGUUCCCAUCCAUUGGUUGAGAGCCAAAAGAAAAGCAUUGGCACCUUAUCCAUGGUGACUCCAGCCAGAAGACAAACCCCAAGAUCUGGUAAGAGGAGAAUUAGGUCAUGCACCCCUACACAAGUAAAGGGUAACGGAAGGAGGAAAGCUGAAAAGACAAAGCUUGCAUUCAGCUCCUUGUCAGAUGUACUUCUUGAAAGGGACAUUUCCUCCAUUAAAGGAUUAAAAAAGGAUAGAACGGCAAGCAGUGUGGUUUUAGUGCCAAAUCCAGCAAAGAAACAUCAGAGAAUUGGAGAUGUUGUUUACAAUGAAGACAGGAUUGACAAUGGAAAAUAUAACACAGGAAAUGAUAUCCCUAAAAAGCAAGGGAUGAAAGAAGGUGCCACUAAUAAAAGAUCCUUGCAAAGCGCUCAAGCAGAAAAGAAGCAAGUGUCAUCUCGUGUACUUGCCCUCAAAUCCACAAGCGAUGCUAGCAAUGAGGAUGAUUACCUUGAAGAGAAUCAGCACGAGACGGCUUUGGCUGAUUAUGAAAUUGAAAGCAGUGAUUAUACUACAGAAUGCUAUCCAGAGGCUGAGUAUGGAACGUCUUCACCGGUUAUUAAAGUUGACAAUGCAUCUCAAAGCCAUAAAUCAUUGGAGGAAGCUUUACCCGUCAGUCUUUAUGAUAUGGAUGAUUAUGCAGCUUUCGACUAUCAAAACACAAGCAAGCAAGUUUCAAAGAAAUUCAGGAUAGAGAAGGACAGGGUGGAAAUUCUAGAAACGAAAAACAACAGGUUUUUGCAAACCCCAAAAUCAUGCAAAGAGUUGGGUGAAAAAUGUGACGGAGAAGAAUCUCAACGCAGCUUAAUGAAACUCUCUAAGGUUACUCCAAUAGGUGAAGCUUCAGAAACGAGUGACGUCACCGAACAAGGCGAAGAUAAAGAGAAGGAUGUUGAAGCUGACUUCGCUCAUAGUGAUAUUGAAAUAGAUUAUAACUUUGACAUCGAUAUGACGCCAAUUUAUAGACGCAAAUAUAGGAAUGAGCAAAGAUCGGCUGGAAACAAUAUGCAGCUAAGAUCCAGUAAAGGGAGGUUAGGUUUGAAGCAUGCUGUGCCUCGAGAUGACUCAGGGAUUGGUGAAACACCUUUCCAAAGAAAUCAAACAAAAGUCCCCAAGAAAAAGUCUUUGAGACAAAGGCCUCUUCAAGUAUCCGUCGUAAAGACACCAAUCACACCAAGAUCAGAACUAGCUGAGGAUAACUGUGCAGAUGUUGAGAGUGGAAAGGAGUCCGUCUCAUCUCCAGAGUCAGGAAAGGAAAUUGUGGUUAGAAAGCGAAAGAGGAAAUACGUUGAGUGGACACGAUCAGGCCCUAGUCAUUCUUGUGGCACCUCUCUUAUAGCAAGGAGUAAUGAACAUAGAGAAGGCUGGUACAAUCCAAGUAUUUACAGGCCCAGGAAACUUUCAUAUGAAGAAAACAGAGAGGAGCCUCACGAAGAAGACGUUGAUGACGAGGAUGAAGAAACCAGGCAAGAGGUACAGGGAUUGAUCAAUUUUUCUGGACGAAAGAUUAAGAAAGCGGUUCGUAGAAAGCGUUUCAUGAUCCGAUCGUUUGUAGAGAAAUCCAAUGAGGUCAUGUUUACCACCAUUGACUCCCUAUGGAGUCAAAAACAGGAAGCCAGGUACGAUAAAUUGAGAAGCUGCAAGAACCAAUUCUCAGAACAGGUUCAAGUUCUGAAGAAGGAAAUUGAUAAAACAUCUGUGGUCGUAAGAGGAAUGGAGGAAACAUUCAAUGGUUUGAAGAAACAAUUCAAGAUUCUCAAGAACCAAAGACAGGUAGAAAACAAGAGGUUCAAAGACUUGGAAAAUCUUCAAGUUGUCAUGGACACUGAACUCACAAAGUUCAAGCAGGAAAGGGAAGAACGAGAGAUAGCAGUGCGCACUGAGAUGAAAAACGAAAUGGAGAAACUGCAGGAUAAAUUUCUUCAAGACACUCGCAAGCAGACAGAAGAUUACCUUAAGAUGACAUUGAACACCUUGCGAAUUAUUUGAGGUCGUUACAAGGACUUGCGUUUUUGGUCUUACUUUGUUAAAAAAAGAUGAAAAGAGAAGGAAAUUAAAGGAACAAUGAAAGGAUAAUUUUUUAUCCUUAUGGAGCAAUUCUGUUAAAUGGAAAUUGUUCUCUUGGUGUCUACCAUAACGAAAUGGCUGGUGUUUGGUAACUUGCUGGAUAGAGGUUGUAACAAGUUAUCGGGUCUUUUGGUAUUACAAAUUGAAAGACAAUAGGUUGAGCCAACAAUGAAAAAAGGCAAACGUAAAAAACGUAAUUCAGGAAAAAGUAAUUGAUGGAGUGGUUUUUAUGAAACAAUCCUAAGUUUAGUGUUCUAAUUUAAGGCUACUUUUUCUAGAAAUACGCAUUGAAAUGAUUAUUUGAUUGUAGCUGAAACAGUUUCAAAUAUUAAAUUGAUUUAUGUAUGGCA